This is a messenger RNA of Symbiodinium necroappetens, 1078 nucleotides long. The record is from the annotation of a GenBank genome assembly. Lineage: Eukaryota; Dinophyceae; Suessiales; Symbiodiniaceae.
GAGGGUGGCCGGAAUGUGGGGAGAAGGGAGCGAGCCGGAGUGGGUGGGUCUAUUGGAGGAGGCGAGAUUUCACUGCAAUACCUGGGAAGACUUCAUGGGUGCAGACAGACGAAGCCCCCCCCGGCUGGGCAUCCUAGGCAACUCAACCAUCACUUUCGUCGUUCUGAACCCCGCCUUGUCGAGUGUCUUCAACCGGGAGUACGUCGCCGUCACAGUGGGAGAGCAAAUGGGAAAGACGUUGUCACAGUUUUCUGCAGCGUCGGGCAUUCGCCACUGGAGUUCGAUUCGGAGUGAAUCUCGGAACAAGGACUGUCAGCGAUGUGCCUGGGAUGAGCACGUCAAGGAGAUAGCUGGUCGGCGCAUGUCGGUGGAUCAACUUCUCGACUUUUAUGCCAAACUGGGUCCCAAAAGGACGACUGGGGAGUUACGCAUGACGCAUUUUGACCCUGCACGGUCUACUACGACGGACGUUGUCCGCCACGUCGUGAUCCCGGAGUCGCGCUGCGGUGACACAGGCAAGGCCUUGGCGGAAGUUGUGCAAAGCUCAUCGCGGAUGUGUUGCCGUCCCAGCUCUUCCCCGACGGUGCGCAUGGUGACGCAUCACUGGGCAAACAGGUUUAGGGAUCUCGUCGCAGCUGUUGUUGCGGACAGUUUAGGCCUCAAGCGCUGGGACAGCAUCGCAGAUGAGUUGUCGUCUGGUAGAGGGGAGGCCUUGAGGUCAAGGCUUCAGGGCCAAGGGUCACUGCACUGGGAGUACUGGAUCUGCGCAUUCUGCAUCAAUCAGCAUGCCAGCAUUUGUGAUGUUGCUAUGGGUGCCCUCGACACUGUCACGGGCGAGCCCUUGCCGACUUGUGACUGCAGUACACCAAAGUACUUAAAUGAUUCUCCAGUUCAGUGCGAGCUGAACAAGUUUGACAGCAUGAUGGCUUACCUUCACCAUCGUUAUCACCAACGCUUUCUGCAAGUUGUUGCGACUGACAAAAGCUUUAACCUCUUCUCGCGUGCGUGGUGCAUAGCCGAGCUGGUCCAGGAAGAGAACUCGGCACAACUGGAAUCACUGCGAGUCGCUUCGCAGUGA